CCAAUAAAUACACUGUAGUUGAAUAUUGUCCCAGGUAUGUUAGCGUAAUGAAUCGCAUGUAGGGCAAGUAUCGAAUCAACGUAGAGAAAUGAGAGACAUACAGAGCACCAUGUAAAAGUUAUGGGGCUCCUGUUCCAUGGGGCUUCAUACUCGUGUACCUAUAAUUAUUAUUACUUAUAAUUUGCAAAAUGCAAACAUCGAGUUUAGAAGAAAAACUUUCUGCAACUAAACUGAAGAAUGAACGAAGGUUGUCAAAAUUGUCAAACAUGAGAAGAAACGAAACGAAAAUCGACGAAACGAAACCAACUUUGUUGUUGAUUUUAGCAUUUUAAUUGAGUUGUUGUUCUUGUGUUUUAGUUUAUAAAUAAUUCACACAGUUACAGUAUAUUUAAUUCGUGUCUUGGCUAGUUAUCAUCUGAACCUAGGUACCUACUGAAGAAAAACAAGUAUAAAGAACUUUUGUUACUUGUAAAUAAAAAUUAAGUUAAAUAAAUUAUUAUUUUAAUCAUGUACAGAGUACAGUUCAAGGUUCAUAUCGACUCAAGAAACGGUAAACAUAAAGUAUAUUGACUUUUAUCCAUGUACCAACAAUGAAUGGUAUCUUACUGAUAGUGACUUAAUACAAGAGAUAAAAUUCUACAUUAUAUUGCUGGAGAUUUGUAGAUUGCUUUAUGAAACUAAGUCCACUGGGGAGCUAAGAUGGAUGUUAUUAUAAAAGUUAAUAACCAGUCAAAUGGCAGAGAUAAAAUAGCCAGACUAAUACAAUACACAAGCCGCCUGGUGUGGCACCAAUUGGAAAUCAGAAAUGCAAACAAAUAUUCCGUUGAUAGAAUAAAAAAUUUAGAACAGACAUUUAGUUCUUUCCGAAAAAUUUUAAGGCUUGGAAGAUGCAUAGACAUUUGUUACACAGCCUUGAACAGCAUGCACAUUGAUGAUCCUAUAUUAAGAGUAACACUUACCAUAAGCAAGUUGGCCCAUGCCCUAUUCCUUUACUCCGACCACAUAGUAUGGCUCACAAAAAGUGGAUUCCUUAAAACAGACUCAGAAAAAUGGAACAGAACAGCAAACAAAUUCUGGCUACUUUCAAUAAUUGCGAACUUAGCUAGAGAUUUCUAUGAAAUUGUUCACCUUAUGGAUUUGCAUAAAUCUACAUUCUUGAAGCCUUCGGAACUAUUGAACACUGCGAUUAGAAACCAUAACUGGAAUGACAGUGUGAAAAAUAUGUACAUGUUGAUGUCAUGCCAUAAGGAUGUUUUCAUUGAUACUUUGAAGAAUUCCUGUGACAUAUUCAUUCCCCUGACAGCUCUAGGGUUUACUAAACUUAGCCCGAGCACUGUAGGAGUUCUGGGGGCAGUAUCGUCACUAGCUGCUUUAGUCACUGUUGUGAAACCAAUUACUAAAUUGGUUCCAGCUUGAAAUUGUUAUUGUAUAAGGAUUUGUUCCAUUAUGGUGCUGGGCUUGCAUUCUGAAUGUGUAGAUUGUGAUAUAUUAUGUUGAGUACUUUGUAAAGUAUACGUAAAUUUUUAGGAUUUUGUAUCAUGAUCAAGGCUAUUCUUAAGUACAGUCAAAAUAAGAAUUAUGUUUGUAUGAUAUAUUUUUUAAUGUACAUGAAUGUAUAAACAGAUGUAUUCUUUA
Messenger RNA from Helicoverpa armigera (cotton bollworm), 1635 nucleotides. RefSeq names its product peroxisomal membrane protein 11B (gene Pex11ab). Lineage: Eukaryota; Metazoa; Arthropoda; Insecta; Lepidoptera; Noctuidae. Gene Ontology annotation, biological process: peroxisome fission. The transcript has 3 exons. Gene Ontology annotation, cellular component: peroxisomal membrane. The record is from RefSeq and is a predicted model, not a curated record. The coding region runs from base 700 to 1416 and encodes 238 amino acids.